AUGAGGAUGAUGAAAGCUCAAUCAGACUUGUGGGAAACUGAAAGAAAAUGGGUUCUAAAUGAAGAAGAAACAGAAAAGAUUGGAAGAGUAGGGGAAUUUUUGCAAGAUCAUCUGCUGAACGUUCUGGGCAUUUAUAAUUGGCUCUUCUCCCUCUUGAAAAUGGAAAUUGUCAUGUUUGAAGAUCAUCUGCUGAACGUUCUGGGCAUUUAUAAUUGGCUUUUCUCCCUCUUGAAAAUGGAAAUUGUCAUGUUUGAAGGUUUGGAAGUCUCUCCCUUGUUAAGCUCACUCCAUCUUACGGUGGCUCUAGAUUUGGGCGCUAUCCGUUCUGUCGAUUCGCUCACAUGCUGUGAUGAUCCUACUGUAGACAAAUGCUGUUCUACGCUAGCAACCAUUCUGAGCGAAGUUUCUGAAAUCCGGAACGAUGCAUCCGAGAAGAAGAAUGUGUUACCAGGUGCUUUUGAGUGUAAGCUUUUUCGGGCUUGGUCCGGGCUCGGAGAAUUAUUAGCAAUCCUUCUCCAAACUGACAAAAUUAUCGAAAGUCGACCGGCUAUUAAAAAUGACUGGAACAUCUAUUGCCGGGCUAUGGGUACUGCUCAACACAAUCCGGCUCAGUUCGGAGUAACUGCCGAUGCGCUUCGCUCUCUUAUCACCGCCAUAGCCACGGUUGAAGCGCAAGUCAUGGCUGGAAAUGGACUUCGGAAUUGUUACGAACAAAGCUACGGGGAGAUUGAUGACGAUAAACAGUUUGCAUCAAGAAUGCGCUCCGUGAUUAUUGAAAUGUACAAUCAAUGGGAAAAAGCUGCUGAUGGAGAUGUGCCUGACAAGCAUCGCCUAAUGGUGAUCGUAUCGCUAUUCGUCUUCUUUCAUCUACAUUUUCCUACCAAAGAUACUAAACUACCGAAGUUGAUCUGGAAAAGCCACAGAAAGAUUGUAGCCUUUCAUCUCGUUGGUGACAUUCUGUGGAUUCCUUGUGAAUUUCUUAUGCGCGAGAUGCCUUCCAUAGUAAACGCUGUAGAUAAAAAGAGCGUACGAUUUAUACAACAUCUGAGAGAGACUUUCUACGUAGAGCACUGCGAUGGUAUGCUUGAAGAAGCUGUUUCUCAAAUAGCAGCAGCUGAGGAUUGGCGACUCAAGGUUUGUGGUUUGACUUGA
Molecule: messenger RNA, 1152 nt
Organism: Strongylus vulgaris
Lineage: Eukaryota; Metazoa; Nematoda; Chromadorea; Rhabditida; Strongylidae
Source: the annotation of a GenBank genome assembly